AUGUCUUUUCAAGAAGUUACGAAGCGAGUGAAAGCGGAGAUCGAAAUCGUAGAGAAAAUCCCCGAUCUGAAAAUUAUUAAGCCGAAAGUUUUUCCCGAUGAUCGAGGGUACUUCGUCGAACGAUUUAACAGUGUCGAAUGGGCUGAGGAACUAAACUUCAAGGAGGAUUUUAAGCAGGACAACCACUCCUACUCCAUAAAAGGAGUGUUGCGAGGUCUCCACUCCCAACCUGGUAUGGGAAAACUAGUAUCAGUGAUAUCUGGUGAGAUUUUUGACGUAGCUGUGGAUUUGCGGCCUGGAAGCGCCACGUUUGGAAAAUGGCAUGGAGUUGUUUUGAACAGUACGAACAAUUAUGCAUUCUGGAUUCCUGAUGGAUUCGGCCAUGGAUUUCAGUGUUUAUCCGAGGAAGGAGCCCAAGUCUACUACAAAUGCACUGCUGUAUAUGAUCCCAAAACGGAGUACGGUAUUGAUCCCUUCGACAAGGACAUCAACGUGGAGUGGCCGCUGACUGACAAGGUGAUCGUGAGCGAUCGAGACAAAUGUCAUCAAAGCUUUAAGACAUUUUCCUCCAGAUAG
Molecule: messenger RNA, 576 nt
Organism: Haemonchus placei
Lineage: Eukaryota; Metazoa; Nematoda; Chromadorea; Rhabditida; Trichostrongylidae
Source: the annotation of a GenBank genome assembly